Messenger RNA from Mesocricetus auratus (golden hamster), 4862 nucleotides. It is a transcript of the gene Astn2, whose product is annotated as astrotactin 2. NCBI's taxonomy places the organism in Eukaryota, Metazoa, Chordata, Mammalia, Rodentia, Cricetidae. Gene Ontology annotation, molecular function: protein binding. The transcript has 23 exons. Gene Ontology annotation, biological process: neuron migration; neuron cell-cell adhesion. Bases 158 to 4204 code for a protein of 1348 amino acids. The record is from RefSeq and is a predicted model, not a curated record.
AGGCGGAGCCCAGAGCUGGGGGCUGCUGGCUAGUGGCUCUCUAGGCUCCUUAGCUCUGGCGUCCUGGUUCGCUUCAGUGUCCGCCGUCUCCACCGCUGCUUCUUCUUCCUUCUUCGCCACCGCCGCCACCGCCCGCAGCACCGCAGCCCCUCCCGCCAUGGCCGCCACCGGAGCCCGGCGGAGUCCGGGCCCCGGCUUGGGGCUUCGGGGGCGGCCGAGCCUCGGCUUCCACCCGGGGCCGCCGCCGCCACCGCCGCCGCUGCUAUUGCUGUUUCUGCUUCUGCUGCCGCCGCCGCCGCUGCUGGCCGGCGCCACCGCCGCCGCCUCGCGGGAGCCCGACAGUCCAUGCCGGCUCAAGACCGUCACCGUGUCCACGCUGCCUGCCCUGCGGGAAAGCGACAUCGGCUGGAGCGGUGCCCGCGCCGGGGCCGCGGCCGGGACCGGUGCUGGGGCCGGGGCCGGAGCCGGAGCCGCUGCUGCCGCGGCCGCCGCGUCCCCGGGCUCGUCGGGCUCAACCGGCACAGCCGCGGAGUCUCGUCUCCUGCUCUUUGUGCGUAACGAGCUCCCCGGACGCAUCGCGGUGCAAGAUGACCUGGACAACACCGAGCUGCCCUUCUUCACCCUGGAGAUGUCUGGCACAGCAGCAGAUAUUUCUCUGGUGCACUGGAGACAGCAGUGGCUGGAGAAUGGCACACUCUACUUCCACGUCUCCAUGAGCAGCUCCGGGCAGCUGGCCCAGGCCACAGCUCCCACACUCCAGGAGCCCUCAGAGGUCGUCGAGGAGCAGAUGCAUAUCCUCCACAUUUCUGUGAUGGGUGGACUCAUUGCACUACUCCUCCUGUUGCUGGUGUUCACGGUGGCACUGUAUGCCCAGCGGCGCUGGCAGAAGCGCCGGCGCCUCCCCCAGAAGAGCGCCAGCACCGAAGCCACUCACGAGAUUCACUACAUCCCAUCAGUGCUGCUGGGCCCACAGGCCAGAGAGAGCUUCCGCUCUUCCAGGCUUCAGGCACACAACUCAGUCAUUGGUGUACCCAUCCGGGAGACCCCCAUUCUGGAUGACUAUGACUAUGAAGAGGAGGAGGAUCCACCCAGGCGGACCAACCAUGUUUCCCGGGAGGAUGAGUUUGGCAGCCAGAUGACCCAUGGCCUGGACAGCUUGGGACGGGCAGGAGAAGAGAAAGUAGACUUUGAGAAGAAAGCGGCAGCUGAGGCGACACAGGAGACAGUGGAGUCCCUGAUGCGGAAGUUCAAGGAGAGUUUCCGUGCUAACACACCAGUGGAGAUCGGUCAACUGCAGCCAGCCUUGCACAGUGCCUCUGCAGGGAAGAGGAAGCGGAGGAACAAAUCUCGAGGGGGAAUCAGCUUUGGGAGAACCAAGGGGACAUCAGGCUCAGAAGCAGAUGAUGAAACACAGCUGACGUUCUACACAGAACAGUAUCGCAGCCGCCGUCGCAGCAAAGGUUUAUUGAAAAGCCCAGUUAACAAGACAGCUUUGACACUGAUUGCUGUGAGUUCCUGCAUCUUGGCCAUGGUGUGUGGCAACCAGAUGUCCUGUCCACUUACUGUGAAGGUGACUUUGCAUGUGCCUGAACACUUCAUUGCAGAUGGGAGCAGCUUCGUGGUGAGUGAAGGAAGCUACCUGGAUAUCUCUGACUGGCUAAACCCUGCCAAGCUGUCCCUGUACUAUCAGAUCAAUGCAACCUCCCCAUGGGUGAGAGACCUGUGUGGACAGAGGACGACAGAUGCCUGUGAACAGCUGUGUGACCCAGAAACUGGGGAGUGCAGUUGUCAUGAAGGUUACGCCCCUGACCCAGUUCACAGACAUCUGUGUGUUCGCAGUGACUGGGGCCAAAGCGAAGGACCUUGGCCUUAUACAACACUGGAGAGGGGCUAUGAUCUGGUGACAGGAGAGCAAGCCCCUGAAAAGAUUCUCAGGUCUACUUUCAGCUUGGGCCAAGGCCUCUGGCUUCCGGUCAGCAAAAGCUUUGUGGUUCCACCUGUGGAGCUGUCCAUCAACCCCCUCGCCUCCUGCAAGACGGACGUGCUUGUCACAGAAGACCCUGCCGAUGUCAGGGAAGAAGCGAUGCUGUCUACCUACUUUGAAACCAUCAAUGACUUGCUGUCCUCCUUUGGUCCAGUCCGUGACUGCUCAAGGAACAACGGGGGCUGCACUCGCAAUUUCAAGUGUGUGUCUGACCGCCAGGUGGAUUCCUCAGGAUGUGUGUGUCCUGAGGAACUGAGGCCCAUGAAGGAUGGCUCAGGCUGCUAUGAUCACUCCAAGGGCAUUGACUGCUCUGAUGGCUUUAACGGAGGGUGUGAGCAGCUUUGCCUACAACAGACACUGCCUUUGCCCUAUGAUGCCACCUCCAGCACCAUCUUCAUGUUCUGCGGAUGUGUGGAGGAGUACAAGUUGGCUCCUGAUGGCAAAUCCUGUCUAAUGCUCUCGGAUGUCUGCGAGGGACCCAAGUGCCUCAAACCUGACUCCAAAUUCAAUGACACCCUCUUUGGAGAAAUGCUGCAUGGUUACAACAACAGGACCCAGCAUGUAAAUCAAGGCCAAGUCUUCCAAAUGACCUUCAGGGAGAACAACUUCAUCAAGGACUUUCCGCAGCUGGCAGAUGGGCUGUUGGUGAUCCCGCUGCCUGUGGAAGAGCAAUGCCGGGGGGUCCUGUCUGAGCCCCUCCCAGACCUUCAGCUGCUGACUGGAGACAUCAGGUAUGACGAGGCCAUGGGUUACCCCAUGGUGCAGCAGUGGCGUGUCAGGAGCAACCUCUACCGUGUGAAGCUGAGCACCAUCACCCUCUCGGCAGGCUUUACCAACGUCCUAAAGAUCCUGACCAAAGAGAGCAGUCGGGAUGAGCUGCUAUCCUUCAUCCAGCACUACGGCUCCCACUACAUCGCAGAGGCCCUGUAUGGCUCUGAGCUCACCUGCAUCAUCCACUUCCCCAGCAAGAAGGUCCAGCAGCAGCUCUGGCUCCAGUAUCAGAAAGAGACCACGGAGCUGGGCAGCAAGAAGGAACUGAAAUCCAUGCCCUUCAUCACCUACCUCUCUGGUCUACUGACAGCCCAGAUGCUCUCAGAUGACCAGCUCAUCUCAGGUGUGGAGAUCCGAUGUGAGGAGAAGGGUCGCUGUCCAUCCACCUGUCACCUUUGCCGCCGGCCAGGCAAAGAGCAGCUGAGCCCUACACCAGUGCUUCUGGAGAUUAACCGCGUGGUACCACUUUAUACCCUCAUCCAAGACAAUGGCACAAAGGAGGCCUUCAAGAAUGCACUGAUGAGUUCCUACUGGUGUUCUGGGAAGGGAGAUGUGAUCGAUGACUGGUGCAGGUGUGACCUCAGUGCCUUUGAUGCCAGUGGGCUUCCCAAUUGUAGCCCGCUUCCGCAGCCGGUGUUACGACUUUCUCCGACGGUGGAGCCUUCCAGCACUGUAGUUUCCCUGGAGUGGAUUGAUGUUCAGCCAGCCAUUGGGACCAAAGUCUCUGACUAUAUUCUGCAGCACAAGAAAGUGGAUGAGUACACGGACACUGACCUGUACACAGGAGAAUUCUUGAGUUUUGCUGAUGACUUACUCUCUGGCCUGGGCACAUCUUGUGUAGCAGCUGGUCGAAGCCAUGGAGAGGUCCCUGAAGUCAGUAUCUACUCGGUGAUCUUCAAGUGCCUGGAGCCAGACGGUCUUUACAAGUUCACUCUGUAUGCUGUGGAUACUCGAGGGAGGCACUCAGAGCUCAGCACAGUGACCCUAAGGACAGCUUGUCCACUGGUGGACGACAACAAAGCAGAAGAGAUAGCAGACAAGAUCUACAAUCUGUACAAUGGUUACACCAGUGGCAAGGAACAGCAGACUGCUUACAACACACUGAUGGAGGUCUCUGCCUCCAUGCUCUUCCGAGUGCAGCACCACUACAACUCUCACUAUGAAAAGUUUGGUGACUUUGUGUGGAGGAGUGAGGACGAACUAGGACCCAGGAAGGCACACCUGAUCCUGCGGCGGUUGGAGAGGGUCAGCAGCCAUUGUUCUAGUCUCUUGCGAAGCGCCUACAUCCAGAGCCGUGUGGACACCAUACCGUAUCUCUUCUGCCGCAGUGAGGAGGUUCGGCCUGCAGGAAUGGUGUGGUACAGCAUCCUCAAAGAUACCAAAAUCACAUGUGAGGAGAAGAUGGUGUCCAUGGCCCGAAACACGUAUGGAGAGACCAAAGGCCGGUGAGGGAGGGUACUACCCUCCUUGAGUGCAGAGACGCUCUUGGGGGAGCACUGCUUCCAUGGAUCCUGGGACCUGGGUGGGCUGGGGGACAGCUGAGUGGCCUGGCACAUGACACUUGCCAGCAAGGCCAAAGCAAACUGUUUCUCCAUGGACAGACAACAGAGAACUUUGUAACCAAUGGAAUUAUUCAUUUUUCUCUUUUAUUUUUUCUAAGAUAUUAUUUGACUCUAUCAAAUAUCUCUCCUUUUUAAACCUUUUCUUAUGGAUGGAAGUCAUUGUGGAGGCAAGAGCUUUCAGGGGGGAACAAGCAGCUUUUCCUCUUCUUCCUCUUGCCAUGGACCCCCAGAAGGAACCCUAUGGAGAGACAACCUGACCACUUCCACAUUAGCAAGGAUGCCCUGGAACUGUUGCAGCAAGGAAGCUUGGGUCUUUAAGGCCUUCUCUCUCUCUCUCCCUUUCCUCCUCAUCUUUCUUCCUCCUCUCCUCCCCUCCGCCUCCUUACCUUUUCCUCUCUCUUUCUUUCUCUUCCUUUCUCUCUCUCCCCCCCUCUCUCUUUCCUCUGUCUCCCCAGACAUUACUGAGUUUGCAGGCCCACUGCUUCUUUCUGCUACCUGUGGGUCUCUACAGGACUUUCUGUGCAUUAAAAUUCCUAUUGUCUCUC